CGCGGUUCCGCUUCACGUCUAAAAUUACAAUAUAAAACAUUAACUAUUCUUUCGUUUAAUUCGGCGAAUUAUCGGCGGGACGCGUCGCGGAGGGUUCUCUCGGACGGCGUGAGGUGCUCUGAGUGGAUGGAGGUCUUCACUGAUUCUUCUGCUUGAAUCAUUAUCGUGGAAAGCAGACAAAGCAGGACGCCACCUAUAUCCCCUUUACUCCUGCGCUGGAUAAAGCAUCUACAAUAAACUCCUCAGCGAAGAGACAGCAUGAUUAAUUCUGACUUCCCUGCCCUGCAGGACUCGUCUAAUGAGUCUGGGCAGGGAGAAACGGUGAGUCUGAGUCUCAGCGUCAGUGAGCUGGAAGAGCAUGCAGAGGGCAAAGGCAAGAAGAAGAGAGGAAGGCCAGGAAGAGGAGCUCAAGCCUCCAACAAGAAAGCUCGCAAGUCGCCGGUAGAAAAGGGAGGCAGGCGACCCAACGGCGUGGCCCAGCAGAACGGAGACGGUGCCGACCCGUCCACGCUGUUCGAGGUGGUCAAACUCGGCAAGAGCGCCAUGCAGUCAGUUGUUGACGACUGGAUUGAAUCAUACAAACAGGACAGAGAUUUGGCUCUGCUGGAUCUCAUCAACUUUUUCAUUCAGUGCUCUGGAUGCAAGGGUACCGUAAGAAUCGAGAUGUUCAGAAACAUGCAGAACGCAGAAAUUAUCAGGAAGAUGACCGAAGAGUUUGAUGAGGACAGCGGCGACUACCCGCUGACGAUAGCCGGCCCACAGUGGAAGAAGUUCCGCUACAACUUCUGCGAGUUCAUCGGCGUGUUAAUCCGGCAGUGUCAGUACAGCAUCAUUUAUGACGAUUACAUGAUGGACACGGUCAUCUCCCUCCUCACCGGCCUCUCCGACUCGCAGGUCCGAGCCUUCAGACACACCAGCACCCUGGCAGCUAUGAAACUGAUGACGGCGCUGGUGAACGUCGCGCUGAACCUGAGCAUCAACCAGGACAACACGCAGAGACAGUACGAAGCCGAACGCAACAAGGUGGCCGGAAAAAGAGCCACCGACAAGCUGGAGCUGCUUCUAGAGAAACGGAAGGAGCUUCACGAGAACCAGGAUGAAAUUGAGAACAUGAUGAACUCCAUCUUUAAGGGAAUUUUCGUGCACCGCUACAGAGAUGCUAUAGCUGAGAUCAGAGCGAUCUGCAUCGAGGAGAUCGGAGUGUGGAUGAAGCUUUACAGCGACGCUUUUCUUAAUGACAGUUAUCUAAAGUAUGUGGGCUGGACAUUACAUGACCGGCAAGGAGAAGUCCGACUAAAGUGUCUCAAAGCGCUUCAGACUCUCUAUACCAACAGAGGGCUUUUUCCCAAGCUGGAGCUCUUCACUAACCGCUUUAAGGACCGUAUUGUAUCUAUGACUCUAGAUAAAGAGUACGACGUAGCAGUGGAGGCUAUUCGACUGGUCACUCUGAUAUUACAUGGCAGCGAGGACGCGCUCUCCAACGAAGACUGCGAGAACGUCUACCACCUGGUCUAUUCAGCGCAUCGGCCCGUGGCAGUAGCUGCAGGAGAGUUUCUCCACAGGAAGUUGUUUAGUAGGCAUGACCCACAGGCAGAGGAGGCUCUGGCUAAGAGGCGAGGCAGAAACAGCGCUAAUGGGAACCUCAUCAGAAUGCUGGUGCUCUUUUUUCUUGAAAGUGAGCUGCACGAACAUGCCGCAUAUCUUGUGGACAGCCUGUGGGACAGCUCCCAGGAGCUACUGAAGGACUGGGACUGCAUGAUCGAGCUGCUUUUGGAGGAGCCUGUACAGGGAGAAGAAGUUCUGGGAGACAGGCAUGAAAGUGCUUUGAUCGAGCUCAUGGUGUGCACCAUCAGACAAGCGGCCGAGGCUCACCCACCUGUCGGCCGAGGAACUGGAAAAAGGGUUCUCACUGCAAAAGAGAAGAAAACCCAGAUUGAUGAUAAGAAUAAACUGACUGAGCACUUCAUUAUAGCACUUCCGAUGCUGCUGUCAAAGUAUCAAGCAGACUCUGAGAAGGUGGCCAACCUCUUACACAUUCCACAAUUCUUUGACCUGGAGGUCUACAGCUCUGGGCGAAUGGAGAAGCAUCUGGACGCGCUGCUGAAGCAGAUCCGGCUGGUGGUGGAAAAGCACACAGAAAUCGAUGUACUGGAGGCGUGCAGUAAGACGUACAGCAUUCUGUGCAGCGAGGAGUACACCAUCAUGAACCGCGUGGACAUCGCCCGCAGCCAACUCAUCGACGAGCUCUCUGAUCGCUUUAACCACUCUGUAGAGGAUCUUCUACAGGAGGGUGAGGAGGCUGACGAUGACGACAUCUACAGUGUCCUUUCUUCCCUCAAGAAACUCACUGCUUUUCACAAUGCUCAUGAUCUCACGAAAUGGGACUUUUUUAAGAACUGCUAUCGAUUGCUGAAAAUGGGAAUAGAACAAGGCUCCAUGCCAGAGCAGAUUGCUGUUCAGGCCCUGCAGUGUUCUCAUUACUCCAUCCUGUGGCAGCUGGUGCGCAUUACUGAAGGCUCUCCAUCCAAGGAUGACCUUCUUGCUUUAAGAAGAGUGGUGAAGUCUUUUCUAGCGGUGUGCCAGCAGUGUCUCUCGAAUGUGAACACUCCAGUCAAAGAGCAGGCGUUCAUGCUGCUGUGUGACCUGUUGAUGAUCUUCAGCCACCAGCUGACCUCAGGGAGCAGAGAAGCACUCCAGCCGCUGGUCUUCAACCCAGAUAACACGCUGCAGAGCGAGCUGCUGAGCUUCGUCCUGGACCACGUCUUCAUCGACCAGGACGACGAAAACCAGAGCAUGGAGGGUGACGAGGAGGAUGAAGCAAACAAGAUCGAGGCUUUGCACAAGAGAAGAAACCUGCUCGCUGCCUUCAGCAAGCUGAUCAUUUACGACAUUGUCGACAUGCCUGCGGCCGCUGACAUUUUCAAACACUAUAUGAAGUACUACAACGACUAUGGAGAUAUCAUCAAGGAAACCCUGAGCAAGACCAGACAGACAGAUAAGAUCCAGUGUGCCAAAACUCUUAUACUCAGCUUGCAGCAGCUCUUUAACGAUCUCGUGCAGGAUCAGGGCCCUAAUUUGGACCGAACCUCCUCCCAUGUAAGUGGCAUUAAAGAGCUGGCUCGCCGUUUCGCCCUGACGUUUGGACUCGAUCAGAUCAAAACCAGGGAGGCAGUGGCGACCCUGCACAAAGAUGGGAUCGACUUUGCGUUUAAGUUUCCAAACCCGAAAGGAGGAGAGUAUCCUCCACCCAAUCUGGCUUUUCUGGAGGUACUGUGCGAGUUCUCUUCCAAACUCCUGCGCCAGGAUAAAAAGACUGUCCACUCGUACCUGGAGAAAUUCAUGACGGAGUACAUGAUGGAGCGGAGGGAGGACGUGUGGCUGCCGCUGAUCGCGUACAGAAACUCUCUCCUCACGGGAGGGGACGAGGACCGCAUGUCCGUCACGACGGGCAGCACAACCAGCAGAGCCAGCUCGGUCCGCAGCAAGAGGGGGCGACCACCGCUGCACAAGAAACGCGCAGACGCAGCGGACGAGAGCGUGGACGGCUCGUGGGUGAUGCGUAACGACACCAUCCAGACACCCGGUGGCCUGCAGACACCACAGCUCACCUCCACAGUGCUUAGGGAGAACCCGCGACAAGCAGCAGAACACGUCCCAGACCAAGACUCGUCCGAACCGGGCUCCGAACCCGACUACAUGCACAAUCAGCAGAUGCAGAUGUCGUGGCUGGACCAGCAGAAAAUGGACGACGUGAACAGGAAAGAACGAGGCGGGAUGAACUACAUGAAGGCACGGAGUGGAGGAGUAAGGCAACAAGUACGUGGCUUAAUGGAAGACGACGCAGAGCCCAUCUUUGAGGACGUAAUGAUGUCAUCACGUGGCCAGUUAGAGGACAUGAAUGAGGAGUUUGAGGACACCAUGGUGAUAGAUCUGCCACCAUCAAGAAACAGACGAGAGCGAGCUGAACUCAGACCGGACUUUUUCGACUCCACGGCGAUUAUAGAAGACGAUUCGGGAUUUGGUAUGCAAAUGUUUUAAAGCAGACUUGCUCAUUUGGCGGGGGAAUCGCAGCCAGCAACGUUGUUUCUCCAAUCAACUAAAGCCAAUGUUUAAAGAAUCUCACUUUCAACAAUAUUUUUAAGCAAAAAGACUUUUCUCUUUGAUCCAGUCACAUGUUUUUGACACAACGGUCACGAUCAUAUUGACCUUUUAGUGAGGACCAGCUUAUCGCUCAUACGUUCGAUUCUUAAGUUCGGCCCAUAAACCCUUGAAAUAAACAAACUGGAUUUGUAGGUUUGUUUUUACCCCCUGUAAAGCUGUGCAUAUUUUCAACACAAUUUGAAUCUGACCACGUGAAAUGAUGAUGUACAUACUGUAAGGCUUUUUUUUGUAUCGUCAUGGUGUAUUCAUGUUCAGGAUUCCAAGAAUCAAGAACCUGCCAUUUGACCUUUUACUGAUCUGAUUUUGUGAUUAUUUCCUCUCGUUAAGAACCUUUAGAUUUGUGAGGCAGCCUACUUUCCACGUUCGAACCAGUUCCAGCUGUACCACACCUACACAAUCCUGUAUGUAUGUGAAUGUUGUUCAUUAUCUACUGGAAUCCAGAGUCCUGUAUGUGAAUGUUUUAGAGUCAGUGUGCUAUUCACAGUGAUAUCAGAUCCUUGUUUAGGACAGUGCCUAUAAAGUACACUGCUGUUAUACGUAUCAAACACAGAGGCUACGAUUCGGUUCUCAUGUUGACUUUAAAAUGUUUUUAUGUUUAAAUAAAGGUAUUUAAUGUUUUUUUUUAAUAUUAUUGAGUAAAUUUGCUAUCAAAAUCCACCAAUUUCCUUUCUUAAUUUUGUUACUCGACUGGAAACCUCAACUUCAUAUCCAGAUCAAACCCUAAAUAGGAACUGUGUUUCUUUUAGUCAGCAAUGAACCAAGUUCUUUUUCAGGUAAAAUUCACAGACGUUCUACAGAUAUUCUUGGACACCAUGCAGCCAUCUAAAGGAUUUAUGGUUCUAAUAUGUUGGUUUGUUUUUAUCAGUUGACGUCCUGCUUGGAGUAUUGCUCAAAUAGAUUUUAUGUAGAAAACUACAUUUUGUUUCAGUGUUGUUCAGUACCUACAAAAUACAUUUUAAUAAAAAGGACUAUUCAUA
Messenger RNA from Trichomycterus rosablanca, 5138 nucleotides. It is a transcript of the gene stag1b, whose product is annotated as STAG1 cohesin complex component b. Lineage: Eukaryota; Metazoa; Chordata; Actinopteri; Siluriformes; Trichomycteridae. The coding region runs from base 259 to 4038 and encodes 1259 amino acids. Gene Ontology annotation, cellular component: chromatin; cohesin complex; nucleus. Gene Ontology annotation, biological process: sister chromatid cohesion. Gene Ontology annotation, molecular function: chromatin binding. The record is from RefSeq and is a predicted model, not a curated record. The transcript has 34 exons.